Messenger RNA from Pocillopora verrucosa, 1412 nucleotides. Its product is annotated as angio-associated migratory cell protein-like. Gene Ontology annotation, molecular function: protein binding. The record is from RefSeq and is a predicted model, not a curated record. NCBI's taxonomy places the organism in Eukaryota, Metazoa, Cnidaria, Anthozoa, Scleractinia, Pocilloporidae.
UACGCCUCAGUUCAGUGUACAUGAAUAGAAAAAUAAGUGUUCUCUUUGGGGGAAAAAACAGAGUAGCACACGAGUAUUUGUGGCGAAGUAAGAAUAUUUCAGAGAUGGACGCAGAAAAUAAUCUAGAGAGUCCAGAGCAAGAGAUCGAGCUCUUGGAAGAUGAUUUUGUAGAAGUGGUAGAUUUAGAUGGUGACGAUGAAGCAGAGGAAGAUGGACUUGCAGUUGGAAUGGAGGAUGUUGGUUUCACAGAUGACAUGAAUGAUCAAGAUGGUGAAAGUGUUGGCAUGGCUGAAAAAGAUGAUGCAGACUUGAGCUUCCAAAAGCAUACUGCUUCUGUCUUCUCUGUGGCAAUUGAACCAGUGAAUAGUUCAGUGGCAGUUUCUGGUGGAGAAGAUGACAAGGCUUACAUUUGGCAAAUAAAAGAUGGACAGACACUUUUGGAGUGCCAUGGUCAUAAAGAUUCUGUGACAUGCACAGCUUUCAGUCACGAUGGGAAAUUUGUUGCCACUGGUGAUAUGAGUGGCUUCAUUAUUGUCUGGGAUGUUGCUACAAAAAAGGAAGUUUGGAGCUUUGAGGCAACAGACCUAGAGUGGCUAGAAUGGCACAAUGAGGCAAAUGUGCUCCUAGCUGGGACAGCAGAUGGUAAUGUGUGGAUGUGGAAAAUUCCAAGCUCAGAUUGCAAGACAUUCCAAGGUCAUGGAUGCCGAUCAACAUGUGGGAUGUUCAUGAAAGAUGGUAAGAGAGCAAGUGUUGGAUAUGAGGAUGGAACUUUGAAACUCUGGGACUUACGACAAGGAAUGCAUACUUUUCAUUUAUCAGAUGGCACAGCUCACCAGGGCUCUGUAACAUGUAUAGAUGGACAUAGAGAUAAUGUUCUUGUGGCAACAGGAUCAGAAGACUCCACUGUCAAAAUAGUCAACACAAACAGUGGGAAGGUACUGAGUACUUUGGCUGCAGGUUUUCAAUCCGAGAAUGACAGUGACCCACCUCCAUCUAUUGAAGCUGUUGGAUUCUCUCCUCAGCAACCCAUGCUAGCAACAGCAUCAUUAAGUGGGGUCCUUGGGGUGUGGGAUCUGUCAUCAUACAGGCUUCGUCAGGAGUGUAAACAUCCGGGAGGGAUAGUGCGAUUGAAGUGGGAUGCUGCAACACCUCUAAUAUAUACUGGAUGUCUGGAUGGUGUGGUGCGUCUAUGGGACAGUCGAUCAGGAAAUUGUGAACGAGAGUGGUAUGGUCACAAUGGGGAAAUACUGGAUCUCGCUGUGGCCAGAGAUGGGAGCUUUUUAUUAACAGGAUCAGGGGAUAGUACAGCAAGAGUGUUCACAGUACAAACACCUGGAAGAUGACAAAAGUUAGCUUCAUCCCAGAGGAGUUGUAAAAUUAAAUUGUCACCAAUAAAAACAUAUUAAUUAUCA